Cornus florida is the source of this 2248-nucleotide messenger RNA. RefSeq names its product OVARIAN TUMOR DOMAIN-containing deubiquitinating enzyme 6-like. The transcript has 9 exons. The coding region runs from base 525 to 2090 and encodes 521 amino acids. NCBI's taxonomy places the organism in Eukaryota, Viridiplantae, Streptophyta, Magnoliopsida, Cornales, Cornaceae. Gene Ontology annotation, biological process: protein deubiquitination. The record is from RefSeq and is a predicted model, not a curated record. Gene Ontology annotation, molecular function: cysteine-type deubiquitinase activity; protein binding; K63-linked deubiquitinase activity.
UUUCACAUCAACUCAUUUUCUCUCUCUCUCUCUAACUCAUUUUCUCUCUCUCUACACACAUAGAUACACACACUCCUUUACCCUAAAGUUAUCUCCUUCUUGUGUUAAGCGAAAACCCUAGACAGACGUUUAUUCUGAUCCAUUUCUUGCUCAAAAUAACGCGUUCUAACUGAUUCGGCGUCUCGGAUUUUGCAGAUAUUCGAGUUUCUUGAUUUCUCUCCGUUGGAGCUUGUGGAGGUGAAUUUUCAGGCUUUCUCUUUCGGGUAAAUUCGACAACUUUAAAGAGGGUUUUGUUGUUUAAAUCUUGGAGGUCAAGGUCUCAUGAGAAUUGUUAGGGGAAUGCAGAGAUCGGUUCACGAGGAGCAGAGGGCAGUGGUCUGGAACAAAUCAUUCGGCCGAGGGAUCGGCGUGACUGCGCCCAAGGCUAGGACGCGCGGCAAAUUGAAAAUUAGCGUUUCUUUUCUCUAAUUUUGGGUUAUCUUGGAGGAAGAAUUAGAGCGAAGCUUUCAGGUUGAAGAAUAAAGAUGACUCGGAUUUUGAUUCAGCGGGGUUCUGCGGGCUCGUCGUCCAACCCAAACAGGUCUUCAUCUUUGCCUGGUUCUUCUUCGGCUACGCCUCAGCAUCAGGUUACUUCUACUCAGGUUGCCUCAACAGUGAAAGACGAUGAAGUGGGAGAGGAAGUGCUAGAACAGGUUGUUGCGGAUGAUCUUUCGGAAUGUUCUGGUAGUGAUGACAAUAAGGCAUCAAAGAGUGAUGAUCUUUCACCGGAGAGCGUUCACUGUGAUCGGAAUGAUGAAGAAGUUGUUGAUAGCGAUAAAGUUGGGAAAUUUGAUGUUGCGGUUUCAGGGGAUUUAAGGAAUGAGUUAGGUGGGUUGCGAAUAACAGAGCGAUUCAGCGAUUCAGGGAUGGUUACUGGCAGUUCGUAUCCACCACCACCUCCUGUUCCACCCCCGAAACCUUCCUCUACUAAUUCAAAUUCAAGGAGAUUCGUGUCGGGUAGUUCAAAUGCUGUUAGGAUUGGAUCAUCCAGAAGAGCAGCUGCAUGGCCUGUCGUUCCGGCUAGAACUUCAACUGGGUCUCGGCCUUCUUCUCCCAGGUCUCAUUGUGAAAGUGAGGGUUACAAUAGCGCUGAUGAGCAGAGCCCUUGCUUUGGGGCCUCUUUUGAUGAUGCAGAGAGAGAACGCCAGUUUGAGAUUGAUAUACGACGUGCAAAAGGUUUAGAAGUGAAAAGAAUGUUGGAGGAUGGGAAUUGCCUCUUUCGUGCUGUUGCGGAUCAAGUUUAUGGGGACUCCGACGUUUAUGAUUUGGUUAGACAAAUGUGCAUAGAUUAUAUGGAGAGGGACAGAGAUCACUUCUCUCAAUUUAUAACGGAAGGUUUCACAUCUUAUUGCAAGAGGAAAAGAAGAGAUAAGGUUUAUGGAAACAAUGUGGAGAUUCAAGCCAUGUCCGAAAUGUAUAACCGGCCCAUCCAUAUUUAUUCGUAUAGCACAGAACCUAUCAACAUUUUUCAUCAAAGCUACAACACUGAAACUCCUCCCAUUCGACUAAGUUAUUAUCACGGGAAUCAUUACAACUCACUUGUUGAUCCGCGACGAUUAACUAUUGGUGCAGGACUAGGAUUUAGUUGUCUGCAGGGGACAAACGUUGAUAAAGAUCAGGUCAAGGCUGCUAUCAGAGCUCAACAAGACCAACAGAUUGACAAUGCACUUCUAGCCGAGGGGCGGCUUUACUCUGAUGUGGAACUUACUGAGAAGGAAAUUGAACGCAUGGUGAUGGAAGUUUCACGGGCUGAGUAUCUUGCUGGCGACAAGUUUAAGCAGCAGUUUCAUGGGAAAGAAUAUACUGCGUCUGAUGCUGAACCGUCAUCCUCUGGAGCUAGGUCCUCUGUCAGUGAAACUAAGCUCGAAAGUGGGAGGGAGCAUAGCUUGCCGGAUACUGUCCUUAGCAGCAGCAUGCAGAUGGUUCUGUCAAUGGGGUUCAGCUAUCUGCAGGUGAUUGAAGCUUAUAGCCUAUUUGGGGAUGAUGUUGAUUCUGUGGUUUGUUACCUGUUGGAGACUGGCAGUAGACGCAAAGGCAAGGCAACUGAAUGAUUUAAACGCAGUGGUAAAUGUGGAGUGAUUAGAGCAUAUCUGAUUCUAGCCUAUAAUUGUAAGAAAAACAUAUCUUUAGAACAUAAUGCUUUUGUAACUUUAAAUAUAUAGUACUUAUUUCCAAUUUAAUAAGAUGGAUAUGGUAGUUUAUGUUUUAA